CAUAGACCACCAUCACCGAGCUGCAUAAAUGCUGGCCCAGUAACACACACUUACGGCCAGUCCUUCGCCAACACCAGCUGUCCUCGACUCUCCAAUGUUUCCGUGGCCCGAGGGAGGGUUGUUCCGUUCUAUCCGCAAGCAUCUCAACUUCUAUCGCGUUCACUUACUAUGCUUCACAUUCGUCCCCCUCAUCUUGUCUGGCAUUCUCUACGCGUGCAAUGGACGGUACCCCAUCAGCUAUGUGGACUGCCUCUUCGUCUGCGUCAGCGCGGCGACCGUCUGUGGAUUGGCGACUAUCGACUUGAGCACGCUCACGCCGCUCCAACAAGUGAUCGUCUUCGUGCAGAUGUGCUUGGGUAGCCCGGUCUUUGUCUCAUGGCUCAUACUUCUCAUCCGAAGGCACUACUUUGGCAAAAAGUUCCAGAACGUCAUCAAUGCUGCCCGCAAGAACGGCGACCUCACGGAUGAGGAAGCGCAAACCCAGCCCGUCCUUGCCCGCCUUCGCACCUGGCUCUCCGCCCGCGCGCAGAACGCCGUGCGCGAGGGGGGAUCGCGCGCGACGUCCAAGUCGAGCGACACGAACAACAAGGGCGGCAUCGUGCGCAAGCUCAAGCCGGAGAUGAUCCGCCGGAUGGACAAUGCCCCGCAGCUCGUGAAUCCGAGCGGAUGGAUUAGCGACGCGGUGCCAGUCAAGAAGGUGCCGACGACGGUGCAGGCGCCACCCGCGUCAGCGGACAGCUCGGCAUCGCCGCAGCAGCGAGCAUCCUCCACCAGUCCCGAUGCACCGAUUCGAGACGCUGCAGCACGACAAGGCGCGACCUCAGCCACAACCCGCCCAACUUCCGAACCUCACGAACAUAGCUUCACGAUUCCCGCGUACUCAGACCAUCGAGUUCGCGCCGACGCCGACUACCCGUCCCCGCGGAAGAUCGAUUGUGCAGGACCUCGAAUGCACCCGUCGCUUGCGACAAACAUGACUGGCGCGGGCCAAAGCUUCAGGCCGAGUACGAAGCACAACAACUUUGGCGGGUUCCCUAUGCCACAUCACAUCAUCCAGCGCAUCGUUCACGCUCUGUUCCCGAAGCUCCAUCACAAGAUCGCGCGCACGGUGACGAUCCCUGUCACUACGACUAUCACCUCACUGCGCGGCGAGGGCCUCGAGGGCGCCCGGCCCGUGCCGUACAUCUCCUUCGACGCGGUCGUGGGUCGCAACUCGGCCUUCCACCUCCUGACGAAGGAGCAGCUAGAGGAGCUCGGUGGCGUAGAGUACCGCGCAGUCAAUGCUUUGCUGUGGAUCGUGGCCCUGUACCACAUCUGCGUACAGGUUCUGGGCUACGUGCUUAUCGCGCCGUACAUCUCCAUGAGCAAGUGGGACGCGGACUUCGAGGAGCCCAAUCUGCAUCGGCCGCUUGCGGCACCAUGGUUCGCGCUCUUCCAGACGGUCUCUUCGUACACGAACACGGGAAUGUCGCUGGUGGACCAGUCGAUGAUCCCCUUCCAGACCGCGUACCUCAUGAUCUUCGUUAUGGCGUUUCUCAUCUUGGCAGGGAAUACGGCUUUUUUAACUCAACUCCGCAGUUUCACGGACUGGUUCUUCUUCAUGGUGUUGGAUAUCGGGAACGCGGCCAUCGAGGCGAUACCAUUGGGCACCAGGUUUUGUAUCGGUCUUUUGCAAGCGAUCGCGGUCCGCGCUGCGGGGUUCAGCACGGUGGCGCUGUCCGUUCUGGCACCGGCGGUGAAGAUUCUGUACAUUAUCAUGAUGUAUGUCUCCGUAUGUGAGUGCCCGCCUCUUCUCAGUGUUCGUGCGACGAACGUGUAUGAGGAACAGUCGCUGGGGAUCUUCGAGGAUGACGAUCUUGAGGACGACGAGGAGAAUGAGCUGGCGAACAUGGGUGGCUCCCGCGUCACGGCGUGGAGUCGGUACCUGGUCAUGCAUGCGCGGAAGCAGCUUGCGUUUGAUAUGUGGUGGCUUGGGCUCGCGACGUUCCUCAUCUGCAUCAUUGAGCGUGCACCUAUCGACGAUGACGCGACGUACUUGUGGUUCAACGAGUUCACCAUCUUGUUCGAACUGGUUUCUGCUUACGGUACGGUCGGUCUAAGUCUAGGACUACCAACGGCCAACUACUCCUUCGCCGGCGCUCUCAGGCCCUUGUCGAAGCUAAUCCUUUGCGCGGUCAUGCUGCGAGGUCGUCAUCGCGGCUUGCCUGUUGCCAUCGAUCGCGCUGUCAUGCUGCCCAACGAGUUCAAGAUCCGCGAUCAGGUCGAGGACGCGCGCAGCAUGCGACGCACCUUCACGCGCCAAAGUCAGUUCGGGAGCCAAAUGCCACGCACUCAGACCUACCAGAGCGGAUGGCAAAGUCAGAUGCCGCGCACGCAAACAUAUCAGAGCGGGUGGCAGACGCAGAGCCAGUAUCAAGGCGAGGGCCACCUGGAGGGGAUCAUGAAGCUGCCGACGGCCAACGACGAGACGUCGUGGCGGCGCAGGAAUGCGCAUGGGACGGAGUCGGACGAGGAGGUGGUGGGGGAUGGGGGAGGGAAGGAGGAGAGCGGCGAUGACACCCUGACGGAGAAGGGCAGCCGUCGGACUAACGAGUCGGACAAGGUAUAGACACUCACACUACCCGACACGACCUUCGGCGACCCCAUUCGUCAGCUUCCUACUACAUAGAUGAGUUGCCCCACUAUCACAUCACCGUCGCGCGACGUCGCCGCGCUCGCUCAGCAUAAUCUUAUCAUUAUAUCCUUACGACCCAGCUUGCAUGUUCUCCAUCUUCAUCCAUCAUGACCCAUGCCACCCAUAGAAUACAUACAUACCUACCUACCAUUCCCAUCGAUGUUCAGAGUUGUACAGUAUAUAGUAUAGUUACUCGCUUUGUCUUGUUCGUUGAUCGUUUCCGAGCCGUACAUUCAGGAAUAGACAGACAUAUAGGUUAAUAUUUUACACGUUGAUGAACUUCU
Molecule: messenger RNA, 2958 nt
Organism: Schizophyllum commune H4-8
Lineage: Eukaryota; Fungi; Basidiomycota; Agaricomycetes; Agaricales; Schizophyllaceae
Product: TrkH-domain-containing protein
Exons: 14
Coding region: 95-2608 (837 amino acids)
Biological process (GO): intracellular potassium ion homeostasis; potassium ion import across plasma membrane
Cellular component (GO): plasma membrane
Molecular function (GO): high-affinity potassium ion transmembrane transporter activity
Source: RefSeq, a predicted model, not a curated record